AUGUAGAGAUUUAGCUCUUUGCAAUCUGUUAAGGGAAUGAAGGAUUUAGUUGGAAAUUAGCUUUUGAAGCAUCGAUUUAUAUUUGAUUGCGGUGCUAAGGUAAUGGAAAAGCAUGGGUACUAGAUGAUUGUUUAAAAUAUUUUAGAGCAUAAAUAAGUUUUCUCGAGAACUUUAGGAGAUACAUCUGAAAUUAUUAAUAAAGAAAUGUAUGGAUUUACUGAUUAGUCAGGUAAAGAACUUGUACUUAGACCAGAAGGUACUGCAAGUGUUGUACGUCAUAUUUUAGAAAAUUCAAAGCACUUCGAAUAGUAGCAGAAAUAUUAUUAUUACGGUCCUAUGUAUAGAUAUGAGCGCCCUCAACUAGGAAGGCAAAGAUAAUUUUACUAGCUAGGAUGUGAAUUUUUACAUAAAGAGAAUCCUAAAAAUAGCUACUUAAUAGAUGCUGAGAUCAUUAUAGUAGCUCAUAAGUUUUUACAAAGGGUAUUGGGCAAACAUUCCGAAUUUUAAAUGGAGAUCAAUACAAUAGGAGAUGUUGAAGACAGAGUAAAAUACAAUUCAAUUUUAAAAGAAUACUAUGAAAAAAAUAUACACAAACUUUCUGAAUUAAGUAAAAUGCGCUUAGAAAGAAAUAAUCCUUUAAGAAUAUUUGAUUCUAAGGAGGCAUAAGAUUAAGAUUUAAUAGCUAAUGCUCCUUAAUUUUCAGAAAGUAUGAAAUAAGAAAGCAAAGAAUACUUUAGAAAUCUUUUAGAAGUACUAGAUUCUCUUAAUAUUUCUUACAAGAUAAAUCCUUUACUAGUAAGAGGAUUAGAUUAUUACUCACACACUUGCUUUGAAAUCAAAAAUGUUGCUCAAUAGGGUAAAUCUUAAGACACAAUCCUGGCAGGUGGCAGAUACGAUCAUCUAGCAUCAGUUCUUAACUCAAAAGCUACCAACUUAAACGGAGUAGGCUUUGCAUGUGGUAUCGAAAGAAUUGGCUUGCUCUUGCAAGACGAUGAUCCCAAGUUAAAAGAGUUUGAGAAGAAAAAGAUUAAAAUAGGAAUUGUUCCUGUCCUAGGAAAAUAAAAUUUAAGUGAUGAAUUUGAAAGAAAUCUCAAGCUAUAUUGCGUCAAUUUAAUGAAUUCAAUCUCUGAUGAUUAAAUUGAAGUCUAACUUGUCCUUCAUACAUCUAAAAUGGAUAAGUAAAUGGAAUAUUUAUUGAAGAAUGAAUUCAAAUGGGGUAUUUUCAUUGGCGAAAAUGAGGUGAAAGAAAAAAAAGUGAGCAUAAAAAAUUUAUUAGAUCGCGAAAGUUUUACUAUUGAACGUGAGUAGAUAAAUAAUUACCAAUUUUGA
Messenger RNA from Tetrahymena thermophila SB210, 1329 nucleotides. Its product is annotated as histidine-tRNA ligase. The transcript is spliced from 5 exons. Gene Ontology annotation, biological process: histidyl-tRNA aminoacylation. Gene Ontology annotation, cellular component: cytoplasm. NCBI's taxonomy places the organism in Eukaryota, Ciliophora, Oligohymenophorea, Hymenostomatida, Tetrahymenidae. Gene Ontology annotation, molecular function: ATP binding; histidine-tRNA ligase activity. The record is from RefSeq and is a predicted model, not a curated record.